GAGUACGAUCGUUCAGCGCGGCACUCUUGGUACAACAGAAUAUUACGGACGAGCGAGUUCGUUACGCGAUGACAUUAUGACAAUCGCAGUUUGCACUUGCUCAGCAUUUCAUCCACCGCCGCCGUGACACACUUUUCGUACGUUUCCCUUGCGGCCGAUUCGUCGCCUUUUGUUUUCCACCUCUGUGGUCUUCGCGUCGGCACGUCGACCGGUGUGGUGUUUGAUUGACGCGGAGUCUUUGAGCACAGCCGCAACCAUGAAUAGACAGUUGGAUCAGCUCACCGACGUGUUCAUAUCGGACGAGGUGUUGUUGAUGUGCCAUAAUUUGGCGUUGCUCACCGAGAAGGAAGAGGUUGCCGCGCUGCUCAUCGGCCAGAAAAUAAUACAUGAGCGUGGGACUACUGUGUCUGUGUCGGCGUUAUCGAUACCGCCACGGGGAGAGAUCAAAAAAGAUCGUGUGGAAAUCAUGUCUGAAGAUUUGGUAAACGCUAUGGAAGAUGCCAAAAACUUCUCCCGMCUCAAAGGAGCCAACUUGAACGUCAUUGGCUGGUAUCAUUCACAUCCUCACAUCACUGUGUGGCCAUCUAAUGUCGAUUUGCAAACUCAACUGAACUUACAAAAUAUGGAUUCAUGUUUUAUCGGAAUAAUUUGUUCCUCGUAUAAUACAGAUACUACAACAAUGAUGAAAGAAAUGAAAACAGUAUGCUUUCAAGCAAAACAAAUAAGUGGUAUGGUGCACAGAAUAGAUGUUAAAUUUCAAGUUGCACCUACAACUUGUACCAGCCAAUUGUCAUUUGGAGUAAUUGUAAAGCACAUAGAAACAUUGUAUGACGAACUCAUAAAAAAUUACAAUGAAGCAAAUGAAGGUGAUAUAAGUCCAAUGGCUCAGCUUCAUAACGAUUCAGUAUACACAUUGUCUGGAAUACAUAUGCUGGAAACAGUGGCUAAGCCUAUGCUGCAAAUGUUAGAAACACAGCGAGAAAGUUCAACUAAAAGAAUUCAAAGCCUUCAAAUAAAAUUAGAACAACUAUCAUUAGGUAUUAAUGAUGAACAUUAUUGUGACGGUACCAAUAAAACUUAUGAUAAUCAAGAAAAUAGCGAUGAUUCCGACAACAGCUUGAGUACAUCUGUACCAACAAUUGAUMAUUCUAAAGAAACAAAAAAAGGGAAGAACUCUAGUAUGGUAUCCUCUCCAGUGUAAACUCGUUAAUAAUAAGUAGCUUAAAUAGAAUCCUACUUAAUGAAUUUAAUAACUAUUUUAUCAUUACCUGUUAUUUUGUUUAAAAAUAUAUAAUAUGUAUUGU
Diuraphis noxia (Russian wheat aphid) is the source of this 1304-nucleotide messenger RNA. Its product is annotated as lys-63-specific deubiquitinase BRCC36-like. Gene Ontology annotation, molecular function: metallopeptidase activity; cysteine-type deubiquitinase activity; protein binding. Gene Ontology annotation, cellular component: BRCA1-A complex; BRISC complex. NCBI's taxonomy places the organism in Eukaryota, Metazoa, Arthropoda, Insecta, Hemiptera, Aphididae. Gene Ontology annotation, biological process: protein K63-linked deubiquitination; DNA repair. The record is from RefSeq and is a predicted model, not a curated record.